Molecule: messenger RNA, 858 nt
Organism: Fusarium verticillioides 7600
Lineage: Eukaryota; Fungi; Ascomycota; Sordariomycetes; Hypocreales; Nectriaceae
Exons: 1
Coding region: 109-669 (186 amino acids)
Source: RefSeq, a predicted model, not a curated record
GGACUUGACUGUACAACCAGACUCGUUCCUUUCGACCUUCAUCAACCUCACUUUCUUCUUGUCUCUUUCGGUCACUCAUUUAGUUGCUUAAAAUCACUGGUCUUCACCAUGGUCGCCACUCGUUUCUUCAUGCUUUCUUUGGCCGCUGCCGUUGCUGUAGCUGGCCCCUGCAAACCCCAAAGUUCAUCAGUCAUUUUCUCUGAAACAACUUUCACCACCGCCCUCCUCGAGUCCACUUCCGCCGCAGUGCCCGACGAGACCUCGACUUCCGAGCCAACAAGCACUGCUAUCAUUGAAUCAUCGGUAACCUCUGCCGCCGAAACUACAGUGACCACUGCUGUGACAACCUUCACAUCGGCUGAGACUACCACCGAGGCAGCCACCGUUCCUUCAGUGGCUGCAGUACCUCCCCAGGGUAUCACUUGUCCUGCGGCACACGGGCAGUGCGUUGGCGGUUUCAAGAUCGAAUGCGGUUACAUCAUGACCGGGGGUUUCAGUGUCCAGACGGGUUACUUAUCGACUCUGGACGACUGUGCUGCUGCGUGUAACGCCAACUCCGGUUGUGCUGGCUUUUCUCACAACGGUGUCAGUUGCUACUUGGUCUCGUCCUCAUAUACAACUGCACCCGCAGACUGGAUUACUGGCAAGAAGGAGGGUUGUGCUCAGUAGAUGGAUGGGUCUAAUCGAUCUGUCGUGCCGUCGCGGAAUCGCGUUUACCAAGGUGCCAUCAGUGGAGUUGAAUAAUGGGUUCUCAUCAGUACCUUUCAUGUAUAUAUCUUGCAAAACCCUCUAUAUACCGAACCACUACAUUACUAUGGCCAAUUCUUGGGCCGUUUAUUUGCAAUCGACCUUGAUCAC